Xylona heveae TC161 is the source of this 1275-nucleotide messenger RNA. RefSeq names its product sn-1,2-diacylglycerol cholinephosphotransferas-like protein. The coding region runs from base 1 to 1275 and encodes 424 amino acids. Gene Ontology annotation, molecular function: phosphotransferase activity, for other substituted phosphate groups. The transcript is spliced from 6 exons. The record is from RefSeq and is a predicted model, not a curated record. Gene Ontology annotation, cellular component: membrane. Lineage: Eukaryota; Fungi; Ascomycota; Xylonomycetes; Xylonales; Xylonaceae. Gene Ontology annotation, biological process: phospholipid biosynthetic process.
AUGGAAAACCCAGACCCUCCAGCCCAUGAGUGCCUCUCCGAAGAUGCACUGGUGCAUCUCAAGUCCUACAAAUAUUCGAGUGUUGACAAGUCGUACAUAUCACGAUACAUCCUCAAGCACUACUGGAAUGCCUUUGUCGAAUUGCUGCCCAUGUGGCUCGCGCCCAACAUGGUUACCCUUCUGGGUUUCGCCUUCAUUUUGACCAAUGUAGCAUGUCUGGAAAUCUUCAUGCCUGAUUUGGUUGGCCCAGGUCCUGCUUGGCUCUAUUAUAGUUUCGCGUUUGGUCUGUGGAUGUACUCCACCUUGGACAAUGUCGAUGGAAAACAGGCUCGGAGAACAGGCACGUCUAGCGGGCUAGGCGAACUGUUUGAUCACGGGAUCGAUUCUUUGAAUUGCACACUUGCCAGUCUCUGCGAAGCGGGCGCCAUGGGACUCGGUCCGACAAAAGCCGGCGUUUUCACGGCUCUGAUUCCGUGCUUGCCCAUGUUCUUCUCCACUUGGGAGACGUACCACACGCAUACGCUCUAUUUGGGAUACUUCAACGGGCCUACUGAGGGACUUAUCCUGGCCUGUCUUCUCAUGAUUUUGUCGGGCUAUUACGGCCCUGGCAUCUGGAGUGUUCCCAUUAGGAAUUUCCUGGGCCACGAAGAGAUCUUUGGAACCUAUUCCUUCCGCGACCUUUGGGUUCCGAUCCUCCUAUGCUCCUUCUGUGCAGCUCACCUUCCCGCUUGCGUCUUCAACGUCAUUCGCGCUCGUCGCCAGAAUAAUCUGCCUGUAGCGCCUGUUUUCCUCGAGUGGGCACCUAUUAUCGUCUUCACCCUCGCCACUGGUUCCUGGCUCUACUCUCCGCACUCGACGCUGAUGAAGGAGAACCGCAUCGUGCUCUUCUGCCUCACCAUGUCCUUUGUCUUCGGACGCAUGACCACCAAGAUCAUUCUGGCCCACCUUACUCGGCAGCCUUUCCCGUACUGGACCGUCAUGCUGACGCCUCUUGUGGGCGGUGCCAUCCUGGGCAACCUUCCCUUGCUCGGCCUCCCGGCUGUGAGUGCCAAGGUGGAGCUUUGGUACCUCCGUGCCUACUUCGUCUUCGCCGCUAUUGUUUAUUUCCGAUGGGCCGUUCUUGUGAUUAACAGCAUCUGCAACUACCUUGGAAUCAACUGUCUCACCAUCAGUGACAAGGCCGCUCCCGGUCAGGUGCGACAGAAUGAGAAGCCGGCCAACGGAAAGCCCGAGUUCGUGGCAAAUGGCGCCAAUGGCGUUCGCAAGGCGGAUUGA